AUGCUGUCAGCCCGGACUGGGGCCGCGGGGAGUCAGAUCUCGGAAGAGAACAGCAAGUUAAGGAGACAGUCUGGGCUUUCCGUAGGGAGCAAAGACAGAUCUCCCAAGAAAGCCUCAGAAAAGGGGAAAGACGGCAGCCUCGGGCCCUCGGGGCAAACCCAGCUCAGGGCCUGGCAGCUGGCUCUGGCGCGUGAAGCAGAGAUGAACUGGUACCUCAAGCUCUGGGACCUGUCCAGCGAGCACAGCACCGCCUCCAGCACCGGCAUGCCUCACAGGAAUCUUGGAAAAUCAGGACUCAGAGUUUCUUGCUUGGGUCUUGGAACAUGGGUGACAUUUGGAGGUCAAAUUUCAGAUGAGGUUGCUGAACGGCUGAUGACGAUUGCCUACGAGAGUGGAGUUAAUCUCUUUGAUACUGCCGAGGUCUAUGCUGCUGGGAAGGCUGAGGUGAUUCUGGGGAGCAUCAUCAAGAAGAAAGGCUGGAGGAGGUCCAGCCUGGUCAUAACAACCAAACUCUACUGGGGUGGAAAAGCUGAAACAGAAAGAGGGUUAUCAAGAAAACACAUUAUUGAAGGACUGAAGGGCUCCCUCCAGAGGCUGCAGCUUGAGUAUGUGGAUGUUGUCUUUGCAAAUCGACCGGACAGUAACACCCCCAUGGAAGAAAUUGUUCGCGCCAUGACACAUGUGAUAAACCAAGGAAUGGCGAUGUACUGGGGAACCUCACGGUGGAGUGCUAUGGAGAUCAUGGAAGCCUAUUCUGUAGCAAGACAGUUCAAUAUGAUCCCACCCGUCUGUGAACAAGCUGAGUACCAUCUUUUCCAGAGAGAGAAAGUGGAGGUUCAGCUCCCAGAGCUCUACCAUAAAAUAGGAGUUGGAGCAAUGACGUGGUCUCCCCUUGCCUGUGGAAUCAUCUCAGGAAAAUAUGGAAACGGAGUGCCUGAAAGUUCCAGGGCUUCACUAAAGUGCUACCAGUGGUUGAAGGAAAGAAUUAUAAGUGAAGAAGGGAGAAAACAGCAAAACAAGUUAAAAGACCUUUCCCCGAUUGCCGAGCGUCUGGGGUGCACGCUACCUCAGCUGGCCGUUGCAUGGUGCCUGAGAAACGAGGGCGUGAGUUCCGUGCUCCUGGGGUCAUCCACUCCUGAACAGCUCAUUGAAAACCUCGGCGCCAUCCAGGUUCUCCCGAAGAUGACAACACACGUGGUAAAUGAGAUUGAUAACAUACUGCGCAACAAGCCCUACAGCAAAAAGGACUACAGGUCAUAAGGCAGUGCGUGAACCAAGGAGCUGCAGGGUUAAAACAGUGUCUACACCGGUACAGAAUGGUGUUACUAGCCAGUCUA
Messenger RNA from Diceros bicornis minor, 1337 nucleotides. RefSeq names its product potassium voltage-gated channel subfamily A regulatory beta subunit 1 (gene KCNAB1). Bases 1 to 1260 code for a protein of 419 amino acids. The transcript has 14 exons. The record is from RefSeq and is a predicted model, not a curated record. Gene Ontology annotation, cellular component: membrane; extrinsic component of cytoplasmic side of plasma membrane; cytoplasm. Gene Ontology annotation, molecular function: voltage-gated potassium channel activity; potassium channel regulator activity; transmembrane transporter binding. Gene Ontology annotation, biological process: transmembrane transport; potassium ion transport; negative regulation of delayed rectifier potassium channel activity. Lineage: Eukaryota; Metazoa; Chordata; Mammalia; Perissodactyla; Rhinocerotidae.